Messenger RNA from Paramuricea clavata, 324 nucleotides. Lineage: Eukaryota; Metazoa; Cnidaria; Anthozoa; Malacalcyonacea; Plexauridae. The record is from the annotation of a GenBank genome assembly.
AGAUCAGCAAGACCAUGGUGUGGUUUGGUAUGGAAGAGGCUAGCUGAUCAAUUUCAAAAAGAAAUUAAAACAUGGGCUAAUAAAUUGGCUUUGCGACGGAAACUGUACUCAUUACGGUUAAAAGACAGCAAACCCAUUCAAAAACACAUUAAGGAGAUGACUGAAAUAUGUGAUGGACCAGCAGCUAUUGAUGACCAUAUUACGGAGGAGGAUCGAGUUGUUCAUUUGUUAGCAAGUUUACCUGAGUCAUUAAAUCUACUGGUAAAGGUCCUUGAGGCAAAUUCCGAUGCUCCCAAAAUGGAAACUGUGAUAGAACGUUUAUAG